This is a messenger RNA of Drosophila bipectinata, 2632 nucleotides long. Its product is annotated as cilia- and flagella-associated protein 58. Lineage: Eukaryota; Metazoa; Arthropoda; Insecta; Diptera; Drosophilidae. The record is from RefSeq and is a predicted model, not a curated record. Gene Ontology annotation, cellular component: cytoskeleton.
AUAGCGGCAUUAGCUUUGGAAAAAGAGAAAAAUGUCGAAGGCGUCGGGAUCUGAAGAUGAGCCUUUGGUGCCAGACGACUUUGAUGAUGACUUCUACAAGGAGCUGUGUGACAAGAUACCCGAGGCCACAAAAGCCUUGCGGCAAAAGGAUACUCCCAACAAUGCGGACAAUGUCCAAAGAUUACUUAUUUGUGGCAGCCGCUACAAGAGCGAUCUGCGCAUGGAGAAGGAGCGGAGUCAGGAGCUGCGAAAGGAGAUUGAGGGUCUCGAAGAGCGAUUGGAGAACGCGGCUCGUGUGAGCAAAAUGGACAUGGCCACUAUUGAGGAGCUCCGUGGCGUGAUAGAGGGCGCUUGGAGACAAAAGGAUGCUGCCCAAAUCCGCGAGCAGUCUGCCCAAGAUGAAGUUUUGAGUCUUCGGGAAAAGCUGGAUGAAGCCGAGGCGAUGAUAGUCCAUCUCAACGAAAAGCGAAUCGCCAUGAGCAAGCGAGAUGAUGGCAAGGAGCGGGAACGCCUCACUGCCGAGAUAAAUGAACUCAAUAAGCGUCUGGUAUUACAAAGGACCUACUGCACCGAAUUGGAUAGAACCAUUGAAGGUUUGGAGGCCAAGAAUAAGGAACUGGUGAAGCUGCUAGAUGAAACCUCCAGCGACGCCUGUAAUCUUAAACGUAAAAGUGAUGCCUUAACCAAGGAACUCUCUACAAUGAAAUCGGAGGAAUCCCGGUACCAGGAGCAAAUCUCCCAAAUGAAGUCCGCCAACGAGCACUUGACCAAAGUAAAGGUGCGACAGAACCUACAGAUCCUGUCGCUUAAAACGAAUCUGGAGCACUUGAACACCCAGCACAAUGCCACGAACAACAAGCUGGCGAAGAUUACCGUAGAUCUGGAAUACACGGUGCAGGAGAGAGAUAAGAACAAAAGAGCCCUGAACCAGAGAAUCAAUUUGCUGAAGGUUCGAGAGGAUGAGUUGAUCAAAGUGCGUCAGGACAAUGGCAAGCUGGCCAAGUCCCAGGAGACUAUUGCCCGGAAAUAUGCAGGUCUGGAUGAAGCCAAAAGAGAGGUCGAGCAGGAAAACAUAAGACUAAAAACCCAACUGGGCACCCAGGACAAGGAGCUGGAAUCUAUGCGAAGAGUAGUCCACCACUUCGAGAAGAACAACGAGAACUUAACCAAGGAGAGGGACUGUUUGAGGCGAGACCUCCAGACCACGCACCAACACCUGGAUCACAGCAGUGCCCAACAUCAGGAGUCGCAGCAUGAGGUUCGAGCCCUAAAGGACACCAUCAGCAGCAUGGACAUUAAGCUGAAGAAGCUCAAUGAGGAUGCCACCAAACUAAAGAAGGAGAAGACCAAAAAAAUGGACGAGAUACAGCACUGGAUAGACAAGCUGGAUGCCUUGCAAAACGAAUUGCAUUUGAAGGAAAACUACGAAAUCGAACUGAAGCGCACCAUCAGCGACUUGGAGACCAAGUGCUCAAAGUUCCAGCAGCAAUAUGACGUCCUGGCCAACGAGAGGCACACCCUCCAAAGGAACGUCCAGGCGGCGGAUGAGGAGCGACAGAAGCUGCGCGAUCAGUUGGUCAACCUUCAGGCGGUUGUGGAGAAACUCAAAGGCAAGGUUGGCUACCGGGAUGCGGAACUGUCCAAACUGCAGCUCCAAAUAGACCGCAUGGAAAAGGAACGGCGUCUGAUGCGGAACGACAUCCGCCACGCCCAGCUAGGCCAACAACACACAAAGGCGGAGCUGCUGGACAAGCGCAAGGAGAACGACCGACAUGCCAAGUCUCUCCAGGAGGAUGAACAAAAACUGACUCGGCUACGCAAAGAUGUGGACAACCUGAUGAACGAGAAGAACGCCAUCAGCGCGGCACUCACCAAGCGGAACGAGGAGUAUGAGCAGUUGAAGCAUAAUCUGGCGAACCUUCAAACCGUCUAUGACCAAACCCAGAGGCAGUGCAGCCAGAGCCAGGAUGACAUACGCCUGAUGGGCAUUGAAAUUAAGAACCUGCGCACGGAGAGAGAUGUGUUGAGGACGGAUCGGGAGAGUGCGGCAGACCUACGGCAAGAGCUUCUCCAGAUGCACCGAAUGCUCAACCAGGAGCGGAUCAAGGCUCGCGCACUGCAGGACGAGAUGGUGACCCCAAUGAAUGUGCACCGCUGGCGCCUGCUCAGCGGAAAGGAUCCCGAAAAGAUGGACCUGCUAGGGCGCAUCGCCAUUCUGCGCAAACAGUUGCUGCAACAAAAUGUGGCAGCUUUGGAGCAGGAGCGGGCUUUGAACGAAGCUCAGCAGUUGUACGCCGCCCUUCGGGAGUUUAUGCUAAAGUUGCCCAGUCACAAAGUUCGGGCGGAGCUAAAUAGUGUCAAGGCCACGUUGUCCGCCAAGGAUCGCAAGCUAAAGAUCCUGAAAGCAGAGCUGAGUGCCAGAGAGGCGGAUGAAAAAUCGAAGAAGCAGAAACUGGAGGAGAUGCGGGUUAAUCUGGCCAUGACCAAGACCCAGCUACUGGAGGAGAAGAAACACAAGCAGAAGCUCAUCGAGGAGCGCCAGUUGCUGGACCAGAUGCACUGCUACUCAGCACCGGCACAGCUCCCAAGAACUCUGGGCGCUGGGUUCAAAAUGGUUGGCAAUUUACUUUGA